This is a messenger RNA of Cuculus canorus (common cuckoo), 4829 nucleotides long. Its product is annotated as torsin-1A-interacting protein 2. Gene Ontology annotation, molecular function: ATPase activator activity. NCBI's taxonomy places the organism in Eukaryota, Metazoa, Chordata, Aves, Cuculiformes, Cuculidae. The coding region runs from base 352 to 2565 and encodes 737 amino acids. The record is from RefSeq and is a predicted model, not a curated record. Gene Ontology annotation, cellular component: membrane. The transcript has 7 exons. Gene Ontology annotation, biological process: membrane organization.
GCCUGACGUGAGCCCGUGGAAGGGCAGAGUUCACUGUCACGUUGAUAGUGGAGGAUCAAGGGUGUGUUAGGGGCAUGGGCGGUCCUGCCAUCGGCAGAGCCAAAGGCCUCUGGGAAGGGCAAGCAUUGGCCUUCGCUUGUGGCCCCUUUGCUUCGCUUCACCAGCACCAAACCUUCAAGCCUGGGUUUGAAGGUGUUUAGUCACAAUUCCUGAGGCCAAGACGGGAUGGUGUCUGUGCAGGGGAUAGGACUUGUUCAGCCACUCAAACAGCAAGGAGAUAACGUCUCCUUAUAACCAAAGGUGAAAGUGAACUAAACAGUGUAGAAGCCAGAGCUCUGGAGAAGAAAGAAAAUGGAAGAGACUCCCAGUGUUAAUCUGUCUGGAGCAGGUGGACCAGCCCAAGGGGAGGUGGAGAGCACAGCAGAACAUCUUGUGCACCAAAAGCCCACCCAAGAAUCACUUGAGCACCAAGCGAUGAGCAGGCAGCGUGAGACCUCCUGCAAACCAGAGGAGGAGUCUCUGCUGUGCAAAUCACCAGCUGCUGAUGGAGGAAAGACAACAUCAUUGGAUUUAGCUGCCCACCCAGUAAAGAUGGAGAUUCCCCAGGAAACUGAAUUAUCACUGAGAGAAUCAGGGAAGAGAAGAGAUAAUACCUCAGAAGGGCCCCGGAAAGAUGAUGACUUGGAUGAAGCCAGGCUGGCCCACGAUAAAAUGGAGAGCAAAGGAGACAGCCCUGUCCACCAUGAAACACGGGAGAAGCAGGAGACGAGCAGGCAGUGUGAAAGCUCCAACAUAGCAGAGGUAGAUGCUUCGUCAAGAAGCAAGUUCCUGAGCUCUGACAGUAAAAUGACGCAUUUGGAGGUUACUGCUAUGGAAGACGUCACCAAGGACCUCUUGGCUGAGAGGAGCACUAGUGCCCCUCUCCUAGAUCAGGAGCCAGGAGACAACACAGGGCAAGAAACACUGGAGAGCGGAUCUGAAGGCAUGUUAAGAGGCAGACACGGAACUGUUCUCCCAGUAGGUGGGCCAGCCCAAGGGGAGGUGGGAAGCACAACAGAGCAUCUUGUGCACCAAGAGCCUACCCAAGAAUCACUUGAGCACCAAGUGACAAGCAAGCAGCCCGAGACGUCCUGCAAACCAGACAAGGAGCCUGUGGUAUGCACAUCGCCAGCUGCUGGUGGAGGAAAGACAACAUUGUUCGGUUUAGCUGCCCACCCAGUAAAGAUGGAGAUCUCCCAGGAAACUGAAGUAUCACUGAGAGAAUCAGGGAAGAAAAGAGAUAAUGUCUCAGAAAGCCCCCAGGAAGAUGACUUGGAUGAAGCCAGGCUGGCCCACGAUAAAAUGGAGAGCAAAGGAGACAGCCCUGUCCACCAUGAAACAUGGGAGGAGCAGGAGACGAGCAGGCAGUGUGAAAGCUCCAACACAGCAGAGGUAGAUGCUUCAUCAAGUAGUAAGUUCCUGAGCUCUGACAGUAAAACGACCCAUUUGGACGUGACUGCAACAGGAGACGUCACCAAGGGCCUCUUGACUGAGAGGGGCACUAGAGCCUUUCUCCUAGAUCGGGAGCCAGGAGACCACACAGAGCACAAAAUGCUGGAGAGCGGAUCCAAAGGCAUAUUAAGGAUCAGACAUGGGACCAAAGGGCACACAGCCCCAAAGCCAGAGGCUCAGUCCUGCUUCCAGGAUGUUACCACCCAAAACAAAGACCAGACGAAAGCCAUAAAGCUCUCCUGGCAGCAAGGUGAGGAAAAGAAGCUUUCCUUGAGUGUUAUUCAUCGACCAGAAGGCACUGAUCCUCCAGGAACAAGGUUUUUAAUGGGCUUUGUAUUGUUCUGCCUCUGCUUACUUGGCUUUGUCAACUUGACCUCCAAGUCCCAGCCAGCCAACAAGAACCCCAUGGUGAAGGAGUUUGUGUCCCAGUUCGGCCAGCUGCAGAACAGGUUUCCGGGACAGAGUCCCCACCUGUGGUUUCGUGGGCGCGUGUUACUGCAGAAGCACCUCAAUGCAUCCCACCACACACAGCCAGCCAUCAUCAUCUUCACGGCUGCCCGCAAGGGUGAGCGGACCUUGAGAUGCCUUAGUACUCAUGUGGCUGAUACCUACUCGGCUGCCCUGCGUGCCAGCACCGUCCAUAUCAAUGGCACAGCUAAAUCCAGGCUCCACAGUGACCAGGCCAAGCAGGAGGUGGAUGUAGAGCUGAGCUCAGCUUUCCAAGCUGGGAGCCGUGCUGCAGUAGUACAUCACUUUGAGUUGCUGCCGGCGGAGGCCACCCUCAUCUUCUACAAGUACUGCGACCAUGAAAGUGCUGCUUUCAAGGAUGUGGCCCUGCUGCUGACGGUGCUGCUGGAGGAGGAAACACUAGAGACUGACAUCAGCCUCGUGCAGGUGGAAGAGAGGGUCCAUGACUUCCUCUGGGCCAAGUUCACCAACAACAGGACCCCCAGUUCCCACGACCACAUGGACACUGACAAACUGAGCGGGCUGUGGAGCCGCAUCUCCCACCUGGUCCUACCGAUCCACCCAGUGCCCACCAUUGAGAAGGAGGGAUGCCACACUAAAUCCUAGUGACAAAGACUGCCAGAGCCCCAGGAAGAGUUGGAAAGAGGUUCCUGGCUGACUCCAGCGUGGGUGGAGGCAGAACUAGUAAUAUUUCUCUUCAGCCUCCCCGGGAAGAGUUUGAUGGGUAGAAAUUAAUCCCAGCCAUUUGGCCAGUUGAAUCCUGGAAGUGGGAAAUCACACGUUUCCUUCUGGCCAAUGGGAAGAGCAGAUAUUUUAGGCUGCUAAUCACACAGGAGAACAUUGCUGUGUGGGGACGCAGGAGAGAAAAUAGGACUUUGCAGGUAGCUUUUCUAUCAGGAACUGCACAAAUAAUGUACACAAGUAUGAGGCCAGAAAGGUACUUCAGUCACUCUUUCAUUUCUUCCUGUCCCUCAGUUUGCUAAUGUUAUGUACAUCAACCUUACAAUGUACAUCAUCUAGAAGUUUCUCUGUCUUUGCAGAGAAGCUGCUGGAAAACAGAGAGAUCAAAUUUGCCAAAGCCAAACAUUUUGAAGGCAUGCUUUGCAAAAAAAGAAAAGAUGACCGCUUUGCUAGUCAAGGGUUUGACUAGUCAGUCCUGAUGGAGUCCCAGCUGCACAAACUGAUGACACUCAGCAAAGAUCAGAUCCUAAACACAUGAUGUUCAAACAAACCUGAAAUUCAGAAGUCCCUUAAACAUAAAUUACAAGAAAUUUAGGUUAUUGGCACUUAAAUACUGCACUAAAGGGAGGGGGGACCCUAUGAGGGGAACCCGUUUACCAGAGAAUAAGCUCCAAAACUAGGGAGUAAUGAAACGAAAACCGUCUUGCUGUCACUCUGAUAGUGUGAAUCCUCAAGGGACUGCACAGGUAAAAGAACAAGUGGUAAAGUUUAACUUAAUGCUACCUCUUCAAAAAUUCCACUCUUUAUCUGUUUGCCACAAGGCUACGACCAUCUCUUUGGACUGAUGCAUCAGCUUUGGUCCUGCACAAUAUAUUGCUCUUCACCCAGAUCUCUGGUCUGUCUGCAGGGCAGGGAGCUGCCUGCCUCUCCCCAGCUAACUUUUAUUGAUGAAUGUUGACAUUUUAUUGAUGUUAAUUGAUAUUUAUUUCAAGCCACGCAGGUUUGCACAGCAGCUCCUCGCCCUCCAAAGGCACUUUUGCCUCCCUGCCAGGCAGUUGGUGCUCUGGCACGUGCUAAAGCAGCCAGGAGCAGAGCUGGGAUUCGCUGGUAAAGGCAAAACCUCUAGUGUUAACACUAAAAAUCCUCAACAAAGCUGGCUGAUCUCUUACCAUGCCUCCUCUUCUGCAUCCCAGGAAGAGAAAUCCAAGUUCUAGAAAUACUGUGGAGCCCUUGCAUACUGCAUCUCUGCAGACACCUUAGGGCAAAGCUGCCAACUCAGAGAACACCUCAGGCCAGCUGCAGGUGACAGCAUUUAUAGUAAGCCAGCUGUCAGCCCCAGGUGCCAACCCCUUGUGCCUUUGCUUCUGCCUGCCGGACAAGGAGCAGCUGUGGAAAUUGGGGCUUAUUUCCAUAUAAGCACCACAGCCUGGGCCUUACUCUACAUCCAAAUGAGACACAGCUCAAGAACAUCAUGGUGUCUUAAGAAGUGCUCCUUCCUUAGAGCAACUGGCGCUGGCUGGGGCUUGGGCUCCUGCCGAUGGUGUCUUGCUGCUCUGCCCCACUGAUGGCUCAGCUGAGGUGCAGCCACGCACCCUAAAAACAGCCCCUGUCUCUUCUUUCCUCCCACCAUGUGCCUUGACCUAAGAGCUUGUGGCCAUUAACUUGGAGGCAGGGGGAUGAAGAAAGAGGAGGGGUGUUUUUGUUUGCAUUCUCACCAAUGAACAGACUUUUUUUUUGGUGGAUGAGGCCAAAAAAACAAGAUUGCAGGGGUUUUAUUUGUGACAGAUGCUGGGCUAGGUGUGAGAAUUUCCUGCUGGAGCCAGCAUCAGGAGGGCAGGUUUUGUACAAUAUAAGGGUUGCUUCCCCCUUCUCCCUCCUUUUUAUAGCUAUACACUACUUAGUUAACAGAAAACACUGUUUCUGCACAGUUCAGUAUGGGUGUUGCUGUCAGAACCAGGAGAACAUUAAUCAGGUUAUGACAAUAUCAUGAAGAAAAUCUGUAUUUUAACUCUGUUUUAUGUACUGUGUUUGUAAUGCAUAGCCAAGGUAAGCACGGACAACUUCACCCUGCUUGGGCAUAUCACUAAGCAUCAUCCACCCAAAUGUAUUAAUAUAGACAUAUUUUAAUGAACUUUUACAAAGUAUCUGCUUGCUUCUGAAACAAGACUUCUAUUUAAAAAUAAAUAAUG